AUGCUCCCAACUCAAAGAUUCAUAGCUGGUGCUACUAAAUCAUCUUCUAGAUCUCUUAUACAGUCAUGCGUCUUCAAGAGAUAUUCGUCAUCUAGUUCAUCUAGUUCAUCUUCUCCAGACGAAGCCAACUCGUCACAAGCCCAAGAAGCCAAAGAUCUUGAAAAUGAAACAGAAAUAAAAGCUUCAAGUGUUGGAGGUUCUUUAAAAUCACCAAUAAGCACACAAGCUCACACUUCAAGCAUAGAAAGCUCUAGUACACCUACUCCACAACAAGACUCCACCCCAUCAUCAUUUGUUGCAUCUUCACCAAAGCACACAUCACAAUCAAAGAGGAAGUCUUCAAAGUCAACAAGAUCCAAACCAUUAACAUAUAACCUACCAUAUGUACCAUCUACUCAACAUCUGAAUGUAGAUCGUAUCUUUGAAGAUUCAUUAUACCAAGGUUUUAGACCAUUAACAACUCCAAUCAAAGAUAUGAAGAAAUAUAUCUCAUUAACAAUCCCAGCACCUCCAGCAAAGAAUAACAAAGCAUAUUGGAAUACUUCUGCUUGUCAAGUGGAAGAAUUUUCACCUUUAGAUAGUGUUCCUAAAUUCAUUGGAGAUGGAAUGAAGGCAUUCAAAGCACCACAACAACCAGGAAAUGAAAUCAGAAUAUACCCUCGUGAUGAUAGACAUGUUUCUAGUGAUCCAUUAUCUAAAAGAUUUAGAAAAUAUGUUCAAAAAGAAUUAGAAAAGGAGAGAAGAGCACUGGAUAAGAAGAAAAUUACAGCCUUCAGAUACUACGAUGAUAUAAUUCAUUAG
Molecule: messenger RNA, 801 nt
Organism: Hansenula anomala
Lineage: Eukaryota; Fungi; Ascomycota; Saccharomycetes; Phaffomycetales; Wickerhamomycetaceae
Exons: 1
Coding region: 1-801 (266 amino acids)
Cellular component (GO): mitochondrion
Source: RefSeq, a predicted model, not a curated record